This is a messenger RNA of Prorocentrum cordatum, 1098 nucleotides long. The record is from the annotation of a GenBank genome assembly. Lineage: Eukaryota; Dinophyceae; Prorocentrales; Prorocentraceae.
AAGGUCGUCGCCAUCACGCAGCGCCAGCUGGCCUUCGUCGUCGCUAACGUGCUCAUGGGCAACGGGCUGUCGGGGGCGCGGGACGGCCUGUCCGGGGCGCUGGAGCACUGCGGCACCACGAGCUCGACGGCUUACAUCUACUCCCUGCUCUCGCUCCUCGCGGUGCUGUCCCAGGAGCUCCACGGCGGCCAGCACGGCACGGUGAUCGUUGGGGCAACGCCCCGCCAUAGGGACGACAGCUGGAGGAGCCUCCUUGAGAGCAGCACCCUUCAGGAGCCGACGUUGUGCUUCGAGAGCGAGGGAGGACAGACGGACUGCGGCCUGCCCGACUUCAUGUCGGGCGGCACGGACAACCAGGCCCUCACGGACAUCGCCGGAGGCGUCGUCGGCGGCGGAGGCCAGCUGUGCGACGUAGCGGACUCGCAGGACGAGUCCCUGGUGCAGUUCUACAGCGAGGUGCUCGCCUUUUCCUUCUACGUGUCCAGCCAGAAGAUGCUGCCCGUGCCUUGGGCCCUGCUCGGCACCCGCAGCUACCUGCGGGGCCUCACCGGCUCCACGGGCGAGAACGGCAAGUGCGGGUCGAUCCUCGACGACAACUGGCUCAAAGACGACCCGCCACCAACCAUCACGCCGGUGAGCCUCAACGGCGCCACGGCGUACAUGAUCGCGAGUUCUUUCGUGGCGGUCGCCUCGAAGGGAGGAGAGAAGUGCCCGGUGGAGCUGGCGAAGAACAACAAUUGCGCCAGCCAGCGGCACCACGUGGACGAGGACCUGGGCCUCUGGUACCAGGCCUUCUCCCGCGACAUGUACAACGAGGUGGUGCGCCCCGCCUUCGGCGCCAUCGUGAGCAGCGUCGGCACCGGGCCCUGGGGCGCUGGGGUCUGGUGGGGAGACAGCCACCAGUAUUUCCUCGCGGUGUGGCUGGCCACAUCCCUGCUAGGCGGCACACGGCUGGACUACUACGUCUACAGCCACUUCUGCGAGAACCCGGGCAACCAGUGCUUCGUGCUGGGGGCGGACGGCUGCAAGGACUGCAUCCAGAGGGCCGGCAACACGGGCGUGGACCCCGCCUACUGCGGGUCGGCCAGCGUCCAGGAC